UUCCUUAAAAACUUCCCAUCACUAAGCCUAUCUUCAUCCUAUCAUUAAGCAUUUGUAUCUUUUAUGAAUUCUAACUCUUAAGCAACACCAGUAAUUAAGUUUGCCAAUCCAUAAGUUAUGGAGUUAUCAUGUACUUUGGAUUUGAGCAUUUGAAGAACUUUAGGUAGUGUUUAAUUCACACCAUGGAGAAGUAGCAGGGAGAAGGGAGGAAGCUUCUUGACAAUGCAAAAUAUUAUUCAAAUGAAGGGAAGAGCAGAUGUAGCUUAGCUUCUGGACUAUCUGAUUAUGGAGAGUUUUAUAAUUUGGAAGCUUUGGCAUAUUUGUUGUGAACUUGGCCUCUAUUCAGAUAUUCAAUUUCUGUCCAUAAUUUGAAAUAUUUGCCUUCUCCUAGGGCCAUCCAAUGCCAGGAGGUACUGACUGAUUCAAAAUUCAUCACAUUCCAAUAUCCAAAUAGACGGAGUGCAUCCAAUUCUAAGAAGAUUGAACUUCUCAAGUAUGUUUUCUUAAACCUCAGCUUCUUUAAAAACUUCCCUUCCAUCACUAAGUUAUCCUCACCAUGGCCAUAUCAGUAAGCAUUUCUAUCUUUUUAUCAAUUCAGACUUCAAACCAACACCUGAAACCAAAUUUGUCAAUCUAUACAGUAAUCCCUGAAUGUUCCAAUUUUUUUGCAGUGUGAUACAUGAGGAAUACUUUUAGCUUAUGUGAGAAUGAUCCAAUUAUCCAAAGAUCGAUCUAUUGAUUUCACAUAUUUAGAGAUGAUUCCAGAGCUUAGCCUUAAACUCAUUGUCACCCUGUAAAUUGAAGCAGAAGAAGGAAUUAUAUUGUACAUGACUUUAAGUUUUGCAGAACUUAGCCUUAAACUCAGUGUGACUCUGUAAAUUGAAGCAGAAGAUGGAAUAACAUCAUAUAUGACUUCAAGUGCACACGCAUGGAACCAGAAGUAGUAACAGAUUCACACCAUAGAGCAGUAGCAUGAGGAAGAAAAGGAAACCUCUUGACAAAGCAAAAGCAGCUACAUUUGUGCAGAUUUCAGCUGUCAGUGCAUUGUUUCUUGCUUGAGUAUCACAGCUUCAUUUCCAAUUAUCGAAAACCACAUUCUUUCUAAAAGAGAGUUUAAGGAUGAGCAGACUUGUGCUGGACACUUGCAUGAUAUUUGUUUUGGAUGGUACCAUCUUCACUAGUAGGUAGGUCAACUUAGAAAGCUUAAUUUACAUAUUAGUUUCUAAUAAGCUCAACAGAAAAGUUCAAUUAUUGUAAUGCAAUUUUACGGUUUUACCAGUUACUUUGCAUUGGUAAUGCAGGAGUCUUAACUCAUCUAAUACAACAAGGGAUGAUUAUGUUUCUCUCUGCACUUUGAUUACGCUAUAUAGACUUACAACAUGACAAUGGAAGCUACAUUUCAAUCUCUUUAAAGAUUCCUCAGGUUUAUGAGAAUGCCAGUCACAUUCACUAAUGCUGUCUGCCUCACUCUCACACAUUUUGGUUGUGAUCUUGAUGACAUAGAAUUAUAUGGGCGUUGUGGGCUGCAAUAGGAGGACCAUUAGAAUUUUAUUCUGUAUGUAACCUAGCCACUUACCAUUGUGGGUUGAGUUUUGAUAUAAGAUUUGUUGAACUGGGGAGCUUCAAUAGAAGGUUGAGUGUAAAGAAGAAUUCUCAGAUGCUUGCUUGUUCUUGAUCUUCACAUAGUGAAAUAUUUUCCAAAACUCUUUCAGUGCAUAUGAAAUUGUUUGUUUUUUCUUUGAUUAUCUCUCUUCUCGUAUCUAAUUGCCAUGUCCUGCCACGUCUUAAACACAAUCUGUGAUGCUGGACUCGAUCUUAGAUCAACAACCCGAGUUUUGUCCUCAACAAAAAGACCAGUACGUGUUGGAUGUUUUAGUUAAUGUCCAAUAAGAGAUGCUGCUUGUAAUGCUUUUUGAUGCACAAAGGCUUUCAGGAAUCAUAUUAACUUCUUGCCAAGAAAUAAGCAAAAACAUAAGAACUCAGAAAUGUAAUUAGAAAAAGCAUAGGGCUCGAUCCACUGGCUGUUAUAAGGUUACAUCUUUAAUUUGAAACUCAACCAUUGAAGAAUUCUGGUAACUCAUAC
Rubroshorea leprosula is the source of this 2083-nucleotide messenger RNA. NCBI's taxonomy places the organism in Eukaryota, Viridiplantae, Streptophyta, Magnoliopsida, Malvales, Dipterocarpaceae. The record is from the annotation of a GenBank genome assembly.